GUGUGUGUUUAUACAUGCAUAAUCGCGCGCGUGUGUACAAAAUUGCAUAUGUGUAAGUAUGCACGCAGAAGUAUGUGUCAGUGUGUGGGUUUGUGUGUGACACAGUGCCCCGGACAGCGUCGCUCCCCUCCUACGCCCAGCAGGAGCACGAGAGCCACACACACGCGGAGACGCUCUCCGGCCGCUGGCAUCUCUCCACUACUGCUCACGGGCCCCUGGGGAAACAGACACGCCUGGGGACAGAGACACACCUGGACAAAGAGACACCUGGAGAUUGCGCCACACUUGGACACACUCACCUGAGUGGAACACACCUGGACACCUCUCACAGAGACAGGGCAGCAAAGGAUUCUGGGGGAUCUGGACUGUCACUAAAACAGAUAAAAACACACAGGAAACUAUUAUUGUCACAAAAAGACACGCUUUCAAACACGGAACCCUCCUGGAAAACAGCUCAUCAACCUGUGAACAGAGAACAAAAGUCAUCCGUAGUCGCUCACAGACCAUAAUAUUUAACAAUUUCCUCUGCGAGUGAAGCUCGGUUCCCGAAGCCUCCUCAUCCUCCGUCGCCAUGGCUUCCACUGGUCUGCAGCUGCUGGGCAUGCUAUUGGCUGUGCUGGGCUGGGUGGGCGGAGCCUUGGUGUGUGCCGCGCCGCAGUGGCGCGUCUCGGCCUUCGUGGGUGGGGAGAUCAUCGUCUCCCAGGUGCUGUGGGAGGGCCUGUGGAUGACCUGCCUGUCCCAGAGCACGGGCCAGAUCCAGUGUAAGACCUACGACUCCACCCUGGCGCUCCCCCUGCCGGCCCAGGCCGCUCGAUGCCUCACCGUGCUCUCCCUGCUCCUCUGCCUCCUGGCCCUCAUCCUGGGCGUGGCGGGGGCCAAGGCCACCUACUGCCUGGGCCACGCGCCCCACAUCCAGGCCUCCAAGGCCCGGCUGGGGUGGGCGGCGGGGGCUCUGUUCGUCCUGGCCGGCCUGGUGUACCUGGUCCCGGUCUGCUGGACGGCGUACUCGGUGGUGAGGGACUUCUACAACCCGGGCGUGGCGGCGGCGCUGAAGAGGGAGCUUGGCCCCGCCCUCUACCUGGGCUGGGGGGCCGGGGUGCUGCUCCUGGUGGGGGGGGCGCUGCUCAGCGCCGGCUCUGCCCCCCCGCCCGCCCCCGGGGGGGGGAGGAGGGGGGUCAUCCCGAAGGGGGCGGGCGGGGGGGCAGCGGCGGUGGAGGUGAAGCAGCCAGAGAAGUCCUUUGUUUGAGAGGUUAGAGGGGAGAGAUAGAGAGACAUAGAGAGAGAGAGAGAGAGAGAGAGAGAGAGGGAGAGAGAGAGAGAGGGAGAGGACGUUUAUGGUGUGGAGACAUGUAGAAAUACAC
Molecule: messenger RNA, 1361 nt
Organism: Osmerus eperlanus (European smelt)
Lineage: Eukaryota; Metazoa; Chordata; Actinopteri; Osmeriformes; Osmeridae
Product: claudin-9-like
Exons: 3
Coding region: 572-1246 (224 amino acids)
Biological process (GO): cell adhesion; bicellular tight junction assembly
Cellular component (GO): bicellular tight junction; plasma membrane
Molecular function (GO): structural molecule activity
Source: RefSeq, a predicted model, not a curated record